GAGGAGAAAGAGGCGGAGGAGGAGGAGGAGGAGAAAUAGGAGAAGGAGGAGGAGAAAGAAGAGGAGGAGGCGGCGAGCAACUUACCCUGCUGAGCUUUCUUUGGGGAAUACGUGCAUCAAGAUUUAGAUCUGCAAGGAAAAUCUAUACAAAGUAUCUGCCACUACAGGUCUGACUCUCCUCCCCCCACCACUGCUUUUUUUUUUUUUUUUUUUUCCCUUUCCGUUUUCUCUGCUGUGUCAGAAAGACCAACCAGACCGAGACAGAACUAUCUCUGUUUCUGGCUCCACUGCCGGAGGAGUUUUCAUUCAAGACUUUCUGAAAAGAGGUUGGAGAGACUCAGAGGAGGGCUUUUGAGCCAGAUGGGGCAUUAAUUCUCCUGCUUUUCUCAGCAUGGAUAGAUCCUUCCCUCAAGGAUUCUCUGAUGUUCCCUAAGGUCUAUGUAAAUACAAGGGCUCUUUAUCACCAUAAGUGCCAUCCUGACCCAAAGCCACUCAGAACUCAAGAAUCAAGACAAAAUGGAUGCUGCAGUGACAGAUGACUUCCAACAGAUCCUGCCUAUCGAACAGCUGCGCUCUACUCAUGCUAGCAAUGAUUAUGUGGACCGGCCUCCAGCCCCCUGUAAACAGGCCCUCUCCAGCCCUUCCCUCAUUGUGCAAACCCACAAAUCUGAUUGGUCCUUGGCUACCAUACCUACUGCUCUCCCCCGCAGUCUCAGCCAGUGCCAUCAAUUGCAGCCCUUGCCUCAGCAUCUGAGCCAAUCUAGCAUUGCCAGCUCAAUGUCCCAUAGCACCACUGCCUCUGAUCAAAGGCUCCUGGCCAGCAUUACACCCUCACCUUCCGGCCAGUCCAUCAUCCGAACCCAGCCUGGAACGGGGGCCCACCCAAAGGUUGACGGUGCUCUGAAGGGAGAAGAUGAGCAAUCCGCAAUGCAUCCCAAUGAGCACCUCUUCAUCUGUGAGGAGUGUGGGCGCUGCAAGUGUGUCCUCUGCACAGCAUCGCGCCCUCUCCCCUCCUGCUGGCUGUGCAACCAGCGUUGCCUUUGCUCUGCCGAGAGCCUCCUCGAUUAUGGCACUUGUCUCUGCUGUGUUAAGGGCCUCUUCUACCACUGCUCCACUGAUGACGAAGACAACUGCGCUGAUGAGCCCUGCUCCUGCGGGCCUAGCUCCUGCUUUGUCCGCUGGGCAGCCAUGAGCCUCAUCUCCCUCUUUUUACCCUGCCUGUGCUGCUACCUGCCUACCCGUGGAUGCCUCCAUCUCUGCCAGCAGGGCUAUGAUAGCCUCCGGCGACCAGGCUGCCGCUGUAAGAGGCACACCAACACUGUGUGCAGGAAGAUCUCCUCUGGUAGCGCGCCCUUCCCCAAGGCCCAGGAGAAGUCUGUAUGACCUCCUCACCAAAUGGAUCCAGAGCUUUCUCCUUCCAGCCCCCAUCAGUAAUGCAACCGCCUCAUCUUGGAAGAGGGGAAGGAGGAGUAAAGUAGCCAAAGCUAGGGCCUCACCAAUUUUUGUUCCUGCAGUGUCAGGGGAAUGGCCAAGUGCAUCCUAGCGCAGGAUGCCUUGUUCUUUCUCACAGUAUCUACCCCACUCCUCCCCAACCUUUUCCC
Molecule: messenger RNA, 1601 nt
Organism: Pipistrellus kuhlii (Kuhl's pipistrelle)
Lineage: Eukaryota; Metazoa; Chordata; Mammalia; Chiroptera; Vespertilionidae
Gene: SPRY3
Product: sprouty RTK signaling antagonist 3
Exons: 2
Coding region: 517-1383 (288 amino acids)
Biological process (GO): animal organ development; negative regulation of Ras protein signal transduction; multicellular organism development
Cellular component (GO): cytosol; membrane
Source: RefSeq, a predicted model, not a curated record